Cryptomeria japonica (Japanese cedar) is the source of this 981-nucleotide messenger RNA. RefSeq names its product replication protein A 70 kDa DNA-binding subunit A-like. The record is from RefSeq and is a predicted model, not a curated record. Lineage: Eukaryota; Viridiplantae; Streptophyta; Pinopsida; Cupressales; Cupressaceae. The transcript has 3 exons. The coding region runs from base 1 to 981 and encodes 326 amino acids.
AUGGCUGGUGAUCCAAAUGACAAUGACAGAUACAAAAUAGUCUUGUCUGAUGGCACGCAUAUGCAGUUGGCCAUUUUGUCACCCAAGUAUGCUGACUUAUUGCAUGCGGAGAUGUUGAAGAUAGGUUCUGUUCUUUUGUUGACAAACUAUGCUUGUCGAUAUGUUUGGAACACAAGAGAGAUUUUUGUAAUUCAUAGAAAGGAUGGCUCUACUGUAAACAAGAGAAUAGUAAAAAUAAAUGAUAUGUCAUCUUUGACAAUUGAUGUUAACCUUUGGGGACCGCCAUCAGAACAACUAGGCAAUGACUUGAAGAAUAUGCAUGCAUCUGGAACAUUUGUCAUCCUUGCUGUUCAAAAUGCAAGGAUUGGUUAUUUCAAUGGAAAAGUUAUUAAUAUUUCAGCCUCAGCAACUUUCAAAAUUAACCCUUCCAUUCCUGAAGCAGACCCCCUCCAUUUAAGAGGCUCUGUCCAACAAUGCCUUGAUUCACACUCUUUGGGUGUGCUUGCCAAAAAAAACCAGUAUCAAAGAAUGUCAAUUGCAUCCAUCCUACAACGUCUUAGCGUUGUGCCAGAAACCAUUGAGACUACUAUUACAGUUGUCUUGCGAUUCAUUAAGGAGGACCAGUUUUAUUAUACAACUUGCCCAUUACAUUUCAACGGUAAAGAAUGUAAAACGAAAUGUAGUAAAUUAGUUGAGAAUUUGUGGCUCUGCCCUAGGUGUCAAACACAAUUCCCUGAAUGUAAUUACAAAUACCUCCUACAGAUGAAACUACAAGAUCAAAUAGGAACUGUUUGGGCUAAUGCAUUUGAUGAGGCUUUCUUGCCUGCAGUUCAGACUUUAAAGUCCGAACUGCAGGUGGUCUUUGCCUGCAGUUCAGACUUUAAAGUCCGAACUGCAGGUGGUUUUUCCGAAGGUUUCAUGUCAGACUUUAAAGUCCGACAUGCAAGUUUUCCUAUCUGCAUGUCGGACUUUAAAGUCUGA